CAGAAAAGGAAAACACAUAAGAGACUAUAAGAGGAAGAUUGCGGUACAUUAAAAAGGGAACAGAAGAAAAACAUAAAAAACACAGAGAAACAGAACUCAUAACAGAGAAGCUGGAGAAAGACACUUUUGGUUGCAAGAAUGUGGAACGAGACCGAUCUACUGAGAAAUGAUUCAUUCUCGUGUGCCUCCCCGUCUGUGGAGGGCUACCGUUACUUUGGUGUCCUGCUGGGAUCAGCUGUCACCAUCGUAGGAACAAUUGGGAAUAUUCUGACAGUGCUUGCCUUCGCUACCGACACCAACCUGAGGACGCGUUUCAACGUGCUCAUUGUAAACCUGGCCUUUGCUGACAUCCUGUACUGUACUAUGCUCCAACCAGUCAGCGUGGACUCUUACCUGCACCUGCAAUGGAGGGGCGGAGCCAUGUGGUGCCAGAUGUUUGGACUCCUCUUGUUUCUGUCCAACAGCGUGUCAAUUAUUACCUUAUGUCUCAUCGCUAUGAGUCGUUACCUGGUUGUUGCUCAUCGUACAAAGCGCUGCGCCCGUCUGCUCUUGUCUAAACGUGGUGUGGCUGCGCUCGUCGUCUCAUCCUGGGCACUGGGUCUGGCCAGUUUUGGUCCACUUUGGCCAGUCUAUGUGUUCGCACCACAAGUCUGCACCUGCAGUUUUCACCGCACUAAGGGACGGCCUUACACCACAGUGCUGCUCUUCCUUUAUUUCUUCCUGGGCUUGGGCUGCGUAGGGCUUUUCUACUUUUUGAUCUACCGUAAGGUGCGCGUGGCCUCAAAGGCGUUUCUUAAGUACAGGCCAGGUCGAGGAACAUCCAAACGCAAAUUAGCAGAAGCUGAGAGGUCCACAGAUGAUAGCGGGAUCAGUGCUGGUGCAUCAACAACUCAAAGCACCGAGAUCAGCAGCAAUGGGGUGGGAACCGGGCAGAACGUGCCAAAAGCAUCUGAAAGCAACUCUGGGGUUCCUGAGGUCAGCAAAACCACACAAGAGUCACAAAACGCAGUGAAGCCAUCUAAGGUACAAAUCGAGACCACCCCUGCGUCCACCACAGGAGAGGACAAUGAAUUUAAACGCGUGACACGAAUGUGUUUCACAGUCUUCAUGUGUUUUGUGGGCUGUUUUGCCCCCUUUCUGUUACUGAACGUGGCUGAUAAGGCUAACCGCGCUCCGCAGGUGGUUCACAUGUUCUGCGCAAAUCUUACUUGGUUAAAUAGUUGCAUUAACCCCUUGUUGUACGCAGCCAUGAACCGCCAGUUUAAUCAGGCCUAUAAAGACCUACUACGGAAGGCCGCUCACCCAAUAACCUCGAUUUGGAGAUCUCAAUAAUUCACAACAGGACUUAAAAUGAAAAAUGGCAUUUGAAAGUCAUUUUAAACUUUAAUGAUCCACUCCAAGCAACCCUUGCACUGAAGUCAUUUGUGGGCAUUCAAUGAACUAGUUUUUUAACAUAUUCAAAGUGGAGACUGGGAGACUUUCAUUUUUCUGGUGAACAACAUCACAGUGGAUACGUUAAUAUCUGACUGAUGAUAUAAUAAGCACAAGUGUUUUUUGAAGUAUUUUAAUCUUAACUCACAAUUGUAUUUUUUUGUUAUUACACUGCACUGUAAAAAAUACUUUGCUGCCUUAAAAUUUUUUGUUAAAUCAACUCAGAUUUACAAGUCAUGUCAACAAAUAUGAGUUGUCACAACUUAUAAAAUAUAGUUGAGAAAAGUCAACUUAAUUUUAUAAGUUAUAACAACUCACCUGUAGUUAUAACAACUGAUCUCUAGUCAAGAUAAAUAACAGUAAGUUGAAAUGACUUGUAAAUCCGAGUUGAUUCAACAAAAAAAUUUAAGGCAGCAAAGUAUUUUUUACAGUGUGUAAAAAAGAUUUGUUGGUUCAACUUAAAAAAGUAAGUUAUCUGGUUGCCAUAAUUUUUGAGUUAAUGCAUCUUAAAAAUAUGAGUUGCGUAAAAAGUUAAAUUAACAUUUUAAGGUAACUUAAAACAUACUUUAUUAGGUUGAACCAACUUUUUUAUGGUUAUAGAUAUGCAUUUUAUAUUCUCUGUGAUAUUUUCUGUAUUAGCUUAAAUGUUUGCUUGUAUGUAUAAAAAUCUAUAAAAAAGUGAAAGUUGGAUUAACUUUAAAAAAAUGACUUUAGCUGGUAACCCCUAAUUUUUCUAUGUAAAUUUUCUCAUUAAGUAAAAAAUGUGCUUACAUUUUUUAGGUGUUACCACUUGAAGUAAUUUUAAAAAGGUUUUUCAACUUAAAUUUUUCACUUAGUGUUAAGUAUUUAAGUUGAUAAAACGUAAGUUUUUUUAGUGUUACCAAUUGAAGACAAAAGUGUUCUUUAUCAAGGCAUACAGUCAAUGCUUUGUAAGCAUUUCUUUUUAAAGCUGUAGGAUUUUCCAGCUUUAACAAAGAUGUGAGAUGGUUUGUGACUGACCCCACAAACACUUUCUUUUUUGUAUAAGUUCCUGUUUGCACCGACUACAUGUGACAUUCUCCGUGCAAAAAUGAACAACAGAAACAAACUGGCGCGUGCAACAGCUUUAUCAUCUCACAUGUAAAACCUUUUUUAAACCAAUUUUAGUAUUUAUUCUGGUAGCUAUUUCACAUUUUCUACGAAAUAUUUUUUAUUGAUCUAUAUUUUGUAUUCUGUUUUUUAAUAUCGCUCAAUUUGUUGCAUCAAAUUUGCAAUUACAAGCAACAAUUUAUGUAUGAUUUAUUUUGAAUUUGAAUUCACUUUAAAUAAAUGUAAUAAAAUACAAUGAAACAUUA
This is a messenger RNA of Paramisgurnus dabryanus, 2765 nucleotides long. The record is from RefSeq and is a predicted model, not a curated record. Lineage: Eukaryota; Metazoa; Chordata; Actinopteri; Cypriniformes; Cobitidae.